Alternaria incomplexa is the source of this 3129-nucleotide messenger RNA. RefSeq lists its product as uncharacterized. The record is from RefSeq and is a predicted model, not a curated record. Gene Ontology annotation, cellular component: microtubule cytoskeleton; cell tip. Bases 1 to 3129 code for a protein of 1042 amino acids. Lineage: Eukaryota; Fungi; Ascomycota; Dothideomycetes; Pleosporales; Pleosporaceae. Gene Ontology annotation, molecular function: protein binding. The transcript is spliced from 5 exons. Gene Ontology annotation, biological process: establishment or maintenance of actin cytoskeleton polarity.
AUGACGCGACCGCAUAUCAUCAGAGCAGACACCAUCGACCUGCAGGACAAAUCGUCGCCCACCGCCCAAGACCACUCCCAGCAGCCCCAACACCCUGCGCCGCUCGGUAUUGGCCCAGCAGCGCCUCACCAGCAGGCUGCGAUACGGCAUGUAGAGCAGGAGCGCACCUCAGAGGAGGCGCGUCUGCACGAUGCAUGGAGCGAUGCUGGCAACACGCUACGAGACGAUCCCGGCUCAGACGACGACCGCACUGUCAUCAAUGGAAACAAGGGCUCACAGCAAGACGAGCAGGCUGUCAGGCUGAAUGGUGGAACGUCCAACGACGGUGAUGAUGGCGACAUGCAGGACGCCGACGUCGAGGAGGACAUGGACGACGACAUGAUGGACAAGAUUUCGAGUUCGCCCUCGAUAGACGAUGUCUUCGCCGUUCCUCUCAACGGUCGCUUCUUCCUCCCCGUUUACGAACACGCCCAUUCAUUUUCCUAUUUCUGUCGCCAACGCUCGAAGACCACUCAGCGUCCCAGCGUCCGACACUUCUCCUAUGUCAAGGGGUCGACCUACAUCGAUUCCCAUUUCUUUUCGAUUCCCUAUACCCACGGAAAAUCAGUCAGCGGAGCAUCAUCGUGCGACACCAUACGGAUCGAGGUCGGUAUGAGCCCGAGAACGAGACAACUCAAGGCCGUCGAACGCCGUAUUGAGAUGAGAGAAGACUCACAGGCAUCACUAAUCUCCGAACUGGACGAGGAGCAGGUCAAAAGCAUGUUGAAACCGAUUAACCGCGCACUUUUGGACACGCCGGACGAUCCGUUCCUAGAACCCGGCCCAGGUCCACCUCGAGGGACGAGCAGCACCCCUUCCCCCGACGAUGGUCACUCCGAAGACGAAGAGGGCUCUUGGACCACCGACAGCGAUGCCGACUCCUGGAAUGAGGACAUGGACCAAGACAACGAUGAUGCAUCCAACGACGUCUCUUUCUCUGAUGAUUCCAGAUUUAUCGACUCAGGAUGGGGAGGCGAAUGCUUACGAGAAACAGAGGAUAUCGAUUUCGAAUUUGUUUACGCCCUGCACACGUUUGUCGCGACCGUCGAGGGUCAGGCAAACGCAACGAAAGGUGACACGAUGGUGUUACUUGACGACAGUAACAGCUACUGGUGGCUAGUACGAGUAGUCAAGGACAACAGCAUUGGUUACCUGCCCGCCGAACACAUCGAGACACCGACAGAACGUCUGGCCCGCCUCAACAAGCACAGAAAUAUAGACCUCUCCGCAACGAUGCUUGGUGAUACUGCCGAGAAAUCCAAGAACCCGCUCAAGAAGGCUAUGCGACGAAGGAACGCUAAGACCGUACAAUUCGCUCCUCCUACCUACGUCGAAGCCUCGGACUACGACUACUCAUCUGACGAGGGCGAAGGUGAGCUUUUCGGUGGCCCAGAGCCAAAGCAAAUGCAACAGCAGCAGGCAGCAACACAAGAUGGCGAUUCCGCACAGGAAGAAAACCUGGAAGUGCAACCUCUCAAGGUUAACGGCGCGAAGAAAGAUGGCCAGACUGAUGGUGAAGCACGAGGCUCAAGCGAGGAUUCCGCCAAACGAAGCGAUGACCGUGAAAGAGGUAGCGAAGAUGCGGUCGAUCGACCUUUGGACCCCAAAGUCUCUCGGAAUGGCACGCUCCGCAACACAGACUCUUUCUUCAAAGACGAAAACACCGAGACACGCAAAAUCACCCUCACUCCCAACCUGCUUCGCGACGAUUCCAGUACAUCGACUACAGGCUCCCGCGAGCGCGGCCCCAGUCUCGAAAGUUUGGAGAAGAACGGGUUCGCGGACAAGGUCAAGGACGACAAGAAGAAGAAAGAGAAGAAGUCUGGCAUGCUCAGUGGGCUUUUCAAGCGCAAGGAUCGUAAAGGCAAGGGCGCACAAGACUCUGUGGACAGCGACAUCGAAAAGCCGGAAGAAAUGGACCGCAGCUCGCCGCAAUCGAAACCAUCGGAUGAACUCGCAGAACGACCGUCAGCUGAACAGGCAACAGCUCCAGCACCGUUGAGACAGUUGAGCAAGCCCAAGGUGCAUCGAAGUCAACGUAACCGAGACGAUUCACCGCAAAAGACGAAGGGUAUCUUGAAGACCGAGAGUCCGACUGAGUUGAGCGCCGAGCCAGAUGCCAUGUCGGAUGGACCUGACAAUCAGUCCGCCGCACAACAAUCUACGUCGACCAUGCGUCUAGUCCCGCCUGAACAGGAUCAGGCAAACAGGCCUUCUGUAGAAGAACAGACCAUGUCGCCAGACUCAACAUCCGCGCCUACAGGCUCAAGAAACCCAUUCAGUAGUAUGAUGAAAUCACCACAAGAAGGAGAGGUCAAGCGCGAGAAGGUUACCAAGGCGAAGCAGCGCGUGCAGUUGGAUGAUUUCGAUUCAGAUGAAAGCAGCGAUCCUUUCGCGGAUCCUGAUGCUCAGGAUAAGCCAGGCGAGGCUGAGAAGUCCGAGUCUGCUGGACGCCUUUCUGAGUCUCCAGUACACGUCUCUGCAGCGGACGCACAGCCUUCACAGAAAGAGACUGUUGCCGACAGAGAAAGAGAGUCUGAAUCCCACCACACUCCAGGCCUGUCUACCGAUAGCUCAAGCCAAGAGACUAGCUCCCCCAUUUCGACGCCUACGCCUGACGACAGCCCUAUGAAAACCAUUCCAGAAAACAACACGAUUUCGACUUUCAGGUCUGACAACACUUCCUCACCCACGCAUCAUGCAUCUGAACCGGCCGGUCCUCCACCCUCACGACCAGCACCAAUCCCUACCAAGGAUCGCGAACCUUCGCCGCCCGUAUCCUCGGAAAGCGCAAUGCUUCCUGCAUGGUCUGACGCCUCGCUCCGCGCUUACCUCGAUGAUGGUAGCGAGAUUCGUGAUAUGCUCGUCGUUAUUAACGACACUACGGGGGUUGUACCUGUUGGUCGUGAUCAUCCACUGAUGAAGGACUAUCUCUCCGAGGAGACAAAGACCAUGCAAGGCCUGAGUGGCGAACUAGAUCGUCUGCUCAACGGGCUUAUGGAGAAGCGCAUGAAGAGAGCUGGAAGUGGUGCCAGCACCGCACGCAGCACAAGCGCAAACGGCAGUUUGAGGGCGGGGUCGAGAUUUUAG